UAGAUUCCAAUUCAUGUUCGAUUCCCACUUUUUUCAUAUUAUAUCUUCGUAAAUUCGUCUCCUUUCUGGGGAUUUUGGGCAAUUUCAGAAUGAGAGGAUCGAUCCCUCCGCUGUCGUCUCCGUUGCAGCAACCUCCGUUGAUGUACCAUGAGAGUCCUUUACCCACACGACUCAUCUUACCGCAUGUCGUGGCUGUCUCCGCUUCCUUUUUGCUCUUAUUGAUUUUAUCUUUGUGCCUCCGCAAAAUCCGACGCCAACGUACUAACCCCGCCGACUCCAACCCGUCGCAUCGGUACUCAUAUUCCAUCCUCCGUUGCGCCACUUCCUCAUUCUCCGUCUCUCGUCACCUCGGAAAAGGGGGAUUUGGCUCCGUCUAUCGCGCUACCAUCCCUAACCACCACGAUGGAAACGACAAAAACAACGACGGCAAUCAAACCGUCACCGUCAAGGUGAUGGCCACGAGCUCGCUCCAGGAAAAAGAGUUCCAAAACGAGCUCUUUUUCGCUUCCAAGCUCGACUCUUCCCUCGUCGUCUCGGUCCACGGAUUCUAUUACGACCAGAAACGGCGCCGUAUGCUCCUAGUUUUUGAGGUCAUGACGAACGGUAACCUGCAAGACGCUUUGCUUCAUCGGAAAUGCCCGGAAUUAAUGAACUGGAAACAGAGGUUUUCGAUUUCUGUCGAUAUCGCCAAGGAACUCGACUAUCUCCAUGGAUUGGAUCCUCCAAUAAUUCAUGGAGAUAUCUAAAGCUCAAGGGUCCCUAAUCAGUAUUUUACCUAAAGCUCAUGAGUUCAAGUAAAAAUUAAACUCUUUUAUUAACAUAUUGCAUCAUCAUAAUAUCGAAUGUUUGACCACAUCGUAAUUAAAACAAAAUGAUACAAAUUAAGCUUUU
Hibiscus syriacus is the source of this 891-nucleotide messenger RNA. RefSeq names its product receptor-like serine/threonine-protein kinase At4g25390. The transcript has a single exon. The record is from RefSeq and is a predicted model, not a curated record. Gene Ontology annotation, molecular function: protein kinase activity; ATP binding. Gene Ontology annotation, biological process: protein phosphorylation. NCBI's taxonomy places the organism in Eukaryota, Viridiplantae, Streptophyta, Magnoliopsida, Malvales, Malvaceae. The coding region runs from base 90 to 746 and encodes 218 amino acids.